Anolis carolinensis (green anole) is the source of this 3399-nucleotide messenger RNA. RefSeq names its product ferredoxin 1 (gene fdx1). The coding region runs from base 106 to 603 and encodes 165 amino acids. Gene Ontology annotation, molecular function: 2 iron, 2 sulfur cluster binding. Lineage: Eukaryota; Metazoa; Chordata; Lepidosauria; Squamata; Anolidae. The transcript is spliced from 4 exons. The record is from RefSeq and is a predicted model, not a curated record. Gene Ontology annotation, biological process: P450-containing electron transport chain.
UGAUUCCAAGCGGAAGAGGCGUUCCAUGGGCGGUGCCAAGGGCUAAGUAAGAGAAGAGCCGCGGCCUUUGGACUCUGAGAAGCCGGGCCUGUUCUGCUUUCCGACAUGGCGGCCCCCGGCCUCCUCCGCGCCGCGGCUUCCUCCUGCCGCCGGAUCCUCCUCGCAGCGCCAGCCGGGGCGGGAAGGCCCAACGCAGGCCCCCGCCGCCUCCUCCACGUCUCGCCGCGGCCCAGCUCAGAAGAUAAAGUUACAGUGCACUUUGUAAAUCGUGAUGGUGACAAGCUAACAGCCCAGGGGAAAGUUGGGGACUCACUUCUAGAUGUUGUGGUUGACAACAAUCUAGACAUAGAUGGAUUUGGUGCAUGCGAGGGAACGCUUGCCUGUUCCACUUGUCAUUUGAUCUUUGAAGACCAGAUGUAUGAAAAACUGGAUGCAAUCACCGAUGAGGAAAUGGAUAUGCUGGACCUUGCUUAUGGGUUGACUGACAGAUCUCGAUUGGGUUGUCAAAUCUUCUUGAAGAAAAAUAUGAACCAGAUGACAGUCCGAGUGCCUGAAGCUGUUGCUGAUGCCCGACAAUCCCUAGAUAUGAGCAAGAACCCUUAAAAUAAAGCUUUGGCGGGUAUUCUGUGAUAUUAGAAAGUAUUUUUAUAACUUAUUUUUAAAUGUUUAAUUAUAUAAAGAAAUUCAUAUAUGCAUUUAUAAUUCUCAAUAUUAGUUUAUCAGGGUCUCUUCUGUCAAAAUCAACCUUAUGUUUUGAUUCUAAGAAUGAGAAUCGAAAGGACCUGUAAAAUGAUAGACAUGCAGUGCAAUAUGAGUGUCUUUUCUCUUAAAGAAAUACCUUUAUUUGCAUUUAAUAACAAACAUUUUCCACCUGCUGAAGUAGUGAGUUUUAUAAUAAUAGUUUGGAAAUUCCCAAGUAUUCAGGAUUUCAUUUUAGCCCACUGGAUUCAGGGUAAAAGUAGAAGUCUCUUUCUUAAAUACAGUUUUAUUUCCUGAAACACUUAAAGGAUGUGCUACUAAAAAGCAAAACUCAUCUCAGAUGUUACACAGCUGUUGUGUGGAAUAUUAGAUGUAUUGCAUGCAAUAUCUGUUAAUCUCAUAAGAUUUGAGGGUCAGAAGUCAUUUCUGUAUUGAUAUAGUAAGGCUUCAUUAUACAAUUACUGUUUUGAGAAAGUGGUUUUGCUUCAGCUUUUAUUGUUCCUGCAAAGACGUAUAUAAUAUGAAGCCUUUUGCUUCCCAAAGUUUCCACAGAGGGAUUUUUUUGGGGUGGGGGUGGGGGGUGGGGUUGACAUCAGCUAAUGAGAAGUGCAUUGAAAAUGUUCAACUGCCUAUUUGCAUCAAAUCCUCCUAAGGUUAACUGAAUUUCAAUAUGCAUAGCUCUGUCCGGUGACAUGGCCAAAUAUAUUUUUAAAAGCUUCAUAUUUCAAGCUGUCACCAGUAACACUAGAAAGUUAGAGUCAGGAAGCUGUAUAUAUAGAUGUUUGCAUCUAUAAAAUUUCAUUAUAUGCAACAAUUGCCUUAUUCCCAAAACGUCAGUGAGGGUGAGUGCCUGGGGCUUGUAUUGGAUCUUAUAUUUGGUGGCCGUCAUCCAGUAAAUUGUAAGGUGGAUUUAGAAUCUUAUAACGGCUGGAAAUUUACAUUUUACAGUUGUUUGUGACCAAAUUCAAACCCCUUCCAACCCUGCCUUUUUUAGCCUGUCAGCACCAAAAAUCCAAAGAUUUAUGGGGAGCUGCUGGUGUCAUUUCUCUAUGCCCCAAUCUGUAGCACCUUGGAAACCCUUUGUUUUGGGGCACUGCCAAGUUCAAAAUAUUGGGUUGUUUUUUUUGGGGGGGGGGGGGGCAUUGUCAGAUGUGAUUCUGAUGAGGCAACUUUUGCCAUCAUAGCUGCGUCUGAUGAGAUAGAAUCUAGGGCUGUGUCUGGCAUUUGAUACAGUAUCCCUUCAGUCAGUAGGUUAAAACUGGCAGUAAUACAGUUUAACAAACAAAAGCAGCAAAAAGUACAAGUCUUCACUCAGCAGAAAUAACAAAAUAGCUAUCACAUGAACUUCUCUUGGGAGAAAACCCAUAGAUCAAGGGCACCUGCUGAGCAAGUCUGCUUCCCAUUUACCUCGUUUUAAUAGCAAGGUCAGCCAGAGGAAGGCCUUGAAUGAGUAUUCCAAGCCUACAUGCAGCAACUUUACCUUUGGGAACUGUGAUCCAUGCCAUGUAGGAAGCAAUUAUUCUCAUAUUGGGUUGCUGCAAGUUUUCCGGGCUGUAUGGCGUUCGUAUAAAAAAACCCCUCUAGAAUCAGGACCAUAAAGAAUAAAUAAAGAACAACAGUAAAUAAAAAACAACACUCAAAAAGGGGAACUCCAGACAGAAAACAAUCAGAGCCAGCUAACACUUCCCAACAAAGGAUUCCCCCAUACAGGAAGCAGCCAGGCUUUGAAGCUAUAAGGCCAUUCAAUGCUAAUCAAGGCGGCCAGUUGCAACAUUCAUACUUGCCUCAAGCAGGCAAGAGUUCUUUCUCCCACCCUGGGCAUUCCACAGAAAACCCCCACUUGCCUAGUUUCCAACAGACCUUACAUCCUCUGAGAAUGCCUGCCAUAAAUGUGGGCGAAAUGUCAGGAGAUAAUGCUUCUGGAACAUGGCCAUACAGCCUUGAAAACUCACAGCAACCCAGUGAUUCCGGCCAUGAAAGCCUUCGGCAGCACAUUCUCAUAUUGGUUUAGGGCUUUUUGGUUUCUGAUUCAUAAUUCUAAAGUAUGUAGGAUUUUGGGACUUUUGACCUGGGUGGAAUAUUAACUUGGAUUAUGUAGCAUAUUAUAGGAAAGACCUAGUUAAUUCCAAAUAUUUGCUGGAACAUAAAUGAGAGGAAUUAGAAAAUAAAAUAAGUUCAUGAUAAAAAAAUGUAGAUGUUUUCCUCCAUUUCCCAUGAGGACUAAUUUAUCUUGCUUUGCUUCUUCUAUACUUGGGAGACAUCAUAUCUUGUGCACUAAUGGCCCAGAACAAAUAAUACUUCUUUGGUCUUGGUGAAGAAGACAUGUUGAUUUUUCUUACAUCAGUCAAAACAGUUUGCACAGAAAAUUGAAUCACUGUAUGUCUACUGUGAUUUAUAAUGUCAGUUACAGACAGAUGCAGUUGCAAAAUGUCAAACACAUAUAGCUUGAGUUUUUUUAAGGUCAUUUUGUGGUGGUACAUCAAUGCAGACUUGACCUGUGCUUCCUUUGAAAUGUAAAUAUUCCUUGAACAUAGUUACAAGGAUUCAUUUUAAUAUAGCUAGGCAGGAAAAAGUCGGAAUUCCUUUCCAGUCUACUAAUUGUCAUAUAAAGGUUGCUGCUUAAACUGCUCAAACUUCAGAGAUGUAUGUAUUUCUCAAUUGUUUUUUAAAAAUCUGGAAAUAAAUCAUUUUUCUAUUUUU